AUUUGGCGGCUCAAUAUACUUACAAAAAAUGAGCAUGAAAUCCAUAGCUUUAAUGAUCCGUUUCCUACUUAAAUUAAGUCACGCUUAGAGAGUAAGAAACAGAGCCAUAAGGUGACACUGAUUGUUUAACGACAGUUAUAGGCUAUCUGCAAGUUGUUGUUGUUUAUUAAGUGGCAAGUCUUUGCUGCAAAACAGUUCCCACUCCCACGGCUACCUGUAUUGUUGGUUGAUGUCAGUGUCCUAAUAUACAGCCUCCUGAGGAUGCAUGUAAACAUAAGGCGUAGGCAGCUCGGGACGUGACUCCCCUCCAGUAAGCACCGAUGUCGCGCGGCGGUGCCCUAGCAGCAACGUAUGCUGAGGAGGCAGGCCCCGAUGAAGAUCAGCUUCCGGCCCUGCACCACGAAUUGCAGUGGCAGCGAAAUGAUGUCCGAAUCUUUGCGCAUGCUGCUGCUGAAACGCAAGUGGCCAUAAAGGAUGCACUUGCGAACAAGUUCCCAAACCCCAGGACAGGGCUCGAUGCAAUUGCUCAGAGCGCCAAUGAUCCUGGUUUCCUGGAGGUGUUCCCGCGUGUUGCCAGCCGGCCGCCCAAGCUGCUGCAGGAGCUGGAGGCCAUCCUGGUUGACCGCCUGCGCGCUAACGACAAGGCAGCCAGCGUGAUGCCGCUGGGCAGCGCUCGCGACCGUGACCCUAAGCUGUCAGCCAACCUGUCGCUGGAUGGGCACCGGCAGGUCCUUGCCGCCUUCGUGUCGGGCUUCUCCACCUACGCACCGCUGCUCAGUCGCAUACAGGCGGAGUUUGACCGGGCGCUCAAUGAGGGCGUACGUAGCGCACAGGAGAACGUGGAAAUGCGGUACGACAUGGCGCGGAAUGAGAUGGCGCGGGAGAGGGCGACGGCGGAGGUCCGGGGGCAGGUGCUGGCAGAGGACCUGGCGUUCCGCACCAGCGCCCUCUCACGGCUACAGGAACUCAAGGAGCGGGCGGCGCGGGCGGAGAAGAAGAAGGCGCUCGCGGAAAAGGACCUACGAGAGGCGCUUGCGGAGGAGAGCCGCAUGCGCACGCUGGUGGAGCAGCUGCGCGCCACCCACUCCAAGCUCACGGAGCUGCUGAGCGGCGAGGAGCGCUGGGCGGCACGGCCGCUCAGCGAGCAGGUCACCCAGCUGACCAUUGGACCGCUCACGAAAGAGGACGAGGUCUUCCUGGAGCAGGAGCUGGGUGGCGUGGAGAACCUGGGGGGUGCAGGGGGCGGCACCACUGGCGGCGGUGCUGUGCCGCCCGGGACAGCCGCUGCCGUGGUGGCCGCCGUCAGCGCCUUCCAGUCCGCGAGCAUGGGCCGGCACUCGUCGUCCGGCAUGGCAGCGAGGCAGGCGGCGGCGGCAGCGGCGUCCGCGAGCGGCGGGGCAGCGGCAGCAGGAGGGACGGGAGUGGCGGCGACUUCCGAGGCAGGGGAGGGGUCUGGGUCGGGUGGGGGGUCAUGGGCGCCUGGAGCUGGGCCGGGGGCCGGGAUUGCGCGGCCGGGGUCGGGAACUCGGGCAGAUGCGAGCGGGGUGUCGUCACCGGUAGCUGAGCUGUCUGAGGCUAGGAGCGGUGGUGGUUGAAGGGUGAAUGGGGACUGUGAAGGGGGGUGAAGGAUAAUGUAGGGAUGUAAGAGGAAUGUAGAGGGGAUAGGAAGGGGCGGUGGAGUACACGGUGGGUUAAUAGCAGAGGGCUUGGUGCCUGACAACCAUGUGACGGAGUUUGACGGGCCAAGAACAAUGGGAGCGCCUUGUUAAAUGUGUGUAGGCGCUUUGGGCGUGUUUGGUUGACGGCUAAUAGCAUUCACAUAUGACCAUGGGCAAGUAUUUUGACCACGACGUGACGUGGGUCUUGAUGGUGACUGUGGCGUCAACGAGAUGGGAUGCCGUCACCUAGCGCUGCUGCAAGGCAAGCUAGCAGGUGUCGUUGCCAUUUUCAGAACGCACGUUCCGAGUUUUAGCGGUGGUUUGAGUUGCGCGUCAGUCAGGUCCACUGCUGACAUGGGAACCACUUUAGGGUUCGAGAGCUGCCGAGCCGGUCUGGAAUGGAGAGGGGGGAAGAGGGUCCGCGGCGCCAUUGUUUUGUCACGGAAUGGAGAGGAUGGUUGUACGGCCCUGUGCCUUCGUGCAUGCUCGCUGAUGUGGUGCGCCCGUGCUGGAGUGUGGGGAUUCCAUUAGACUCUGCUUUCGAACUAUGCCGUCUAUGCGGCAGGAGGUUGUUGGUCACUCAAGCCUCCAUCCUUCGUUUCGUUGCGAGGAGGGCUUUGGUUGCGCGUCCGGGCUACGACAACCCGUGGGCCUUUGUGCCAGCACUUUUCCGGCUUUAGCGCUUACUCUGGCUGACAUACCGCAUAGCAUGGUGCGGGCUUCUUAGGCUAAGGUGUUGAGCCCAU
Astrephomene gubernaculifera is the source of this 2404-nucleotide messenger RNA. The record is from the annotation of a GenBank genome assembly. Lineage: Eukaryota; Viridiplantae; Chlorophyta; Chlorophyceae; Chlamydomonadales; Astrephomenaceae.